This is a messenger RNA of Falco peregrinus (peregrine falcon), 5300 nucleotides long. It is a transcript of the gene NBR1, whose product is annotated as NBR1 autophagy cargo receptor. NCBI's taxonomy places the organism in Eukaryota, Metazoa, Chordata, Aves, Falconiformes, Falconidae. Gene Ontology annotation, cellular component: phagophore assembly site. Gene Ontology annotation, biological process: macroautophagy. The record is from RefSeq and is a predicted model, not a curated record. The coding region runs from base 29 to 3112 and encodes 1027 amino acids. The transcript is spliced from 21 exons. Gene Ontology annotation, molecular function: ubiquitin binding; zinc ion binding.
GCACGGGGCUGGCCGCGCUCGGGCCGCCAUGUUAGGAUCGUCGGGCCUCCUGACAGGGCUGCCGUGGGCCGCUCGGGAGCGCGGCAUGGAGCCGCAGGUGAACCUGCGUGUCAGCUGCCGCGGGGAGACCCAGAGCUUCCUGGUGUCCGACUCGGCGCACACGACGUGGGCGGAUGUGGAGGCCAUGGUUAAAGUUUCAUUUGACCUGGACAACAUUCAGAUCAAAUAUAUUGAUGAAGAUAAUGAUGAGGUGUCUGUGAAUAGCAAAGAGGAAUAUGAAGAAGCUCUGAAGAUUGCAGUUAAACAAGGAAAUCAACUUCAGAUGAAUGUGUAUGAAGACAACUCUUCUCUGAAAGAAGCCUCGUAUUGUUCUUUGCAUCCACAUGAAAAAACUGUGUCAGGAAAGAUGACACUUGAUAAAGAUGAGAAGAAACCUCUUUUGCACUACUCUGUGCUAGCUGAGGGGUUAGAGGAAGAUUUAAAAAAUGAGACGGAGCUGACAAUUCAGGAAAAGUUAAAUCACACUAGAACUGGAAGAACAAAUGAAAAUCCUCCAGAAUGGUUCACUAGCUACUUGGAAACAUUCAGGGAACAAGUAGUUAAGGAAACUGUUGAGAAACUGGAGCAAAAGCUGUAUGCGAAGCUUGUUCAUCACAAUCAGCCUCCAGAUAUUUCUGAGAGCUCUAUUGCAGCAGCACCUGCAACUUCAGAGAGCCAGCUGGGGAAUGGCAACCAGUGUGACUGGCUGAUCUCCUGCUGCAACUGCCAGGCCCGAAUUGUUGGAGUUCGCUACCAGUGCAGCCUUUGUCCAGCCUACAGUAUCUGUGAACAGUGUGAAGCAGGAACAUAUGCACAUGAUCCUAAUCAUGUUUUGUUAAAGCUGAGAAGACCCGUGCUGUGUAUUGCUGAGAAUUACAGCCUUGCUGAGUGCUCACCUCGCCUGCCUGCUACUCUGGAGCAAGUUAGGCUUCAGAAACAGAUGGACAAAAGAUUUCUGAAGGCAGAAAAGCAAAGAUUACGAGCGGAGAAGAAACAGCGAAAGGCAGAGGUCCGAGAGCUCAAAAAGCAGCUAAAAUUGCACAGGAAAAUUCAUCUGUGGAACUCGGUCCAUGUAUUGGAAACUAGUGGCUCACCUACUGUGAAAUCUGAGAGCCUCCAACCUAAUACCUUCCUGAGUCCUAGUCAACCCUUCCAAGCAAUUGUCCCAACACUAAGUGCGGUAUUUGUGGAUGAGAAUUUGCCAGAUGGGACUCGCUUGCAACCAGGAACAAAGUUUAUCAAACACUGGCGAAUGAAAAAUACUGGCAAUGUGGAAUGGAGCUCAGACACAAAGCUGAAACUUAUGUGGGGAAAUCUGACCUUGGCAUCUGCUGAGAAAAAAGAUGUGUUGGUGCCAUCCCUUCCAUCAGGACAAGUGGGAACUGUUUCGGUGGAGUUUGUGGCUCCUAAUAUAGAAGGAACUUACACCUCUCACUGGAGACUGUCACACAGAGGGGAACAGUUUGGGCCCAGGAUCUGGUGCAGUAUUGUUGUAGAUCCCUCCUCAACUAAUGACUAUCUAGAAAGCAGUUGGAAGAAUUCUGAUUCCUGUCAGAAGGAUAAAGCUUCCAGCACCAAACAGGACGCUUCCUUAAAGACAGAAGCAGAUGCUCAACUGAUGGGUGAAAUCAUGGAGCAGGCUGAAAUACCUCUGCCAACUAUUCCUUUAAAAAUCAAAAAUCUGCCAAGUGAGAGAGAAUUUUAUAUCCCAUCUGUUGAUCUCCUCACUGCACAGGAUUUGCUGUCCUUUGAGCUGUUGGACAUCAAUAUUGUGCAGGAAUUGGAGCGAGUGCCACACAACACUCCUGUUGACAUGACUCCAUGUAUGUCCCCUUUGCCACAUGAUAGCCCCUUGCUGGAGAAACCUGGCUUAGGUCAGAUAGAGGAGGAGAACGAGGGGAGUGGAUUUAAACCGGUGCCUGGAAUGACGGAAGCCUGCUUUCCUGCAGAUAGUUGUAUAGUGAAAGUGAAAGCUGAACAUCCAUGUAACCAGGAAGAAGGGGAAGAAGAUAUGAGUGGGACGCAGUUUGUCUGUGAAACUGUAAUUCGCUCUCUGACCCUGGAUGCUGCACCUGACCAUAAGCCCCCACAGAAGAAGAAAAUCCUCCAGAGCUCUUUACAAACAUUGCAAGACACCUUCAGCUGCAACAUGACAAAUAAGGAAUCUCCUAGGACAAAAUCUAAUUCCACUUUCAAAAAGGAAACAAAGAUUCAUCAGUCAGAGGCAAUGGCAGAAAAUAACAGUGGGGACCAUCUCCUGUCUGAUGAGAGAGCAAGCCCCUGCAGUGACACUGGCAAUUCUGAUGAAGAGGAAGAUGAUGAUAAAGAUGAUGUUCAAAGUCAAGGCUCUUCUGCUUCAUCAGAGGAUUAUAUCAUUAUUCUCCCCGAGUGCUUUGACACCAGUCGUCCUUUAGGGGAGUCUAUGUAUAGUUCGGCUCUUUCUCAGCCCAGUUUGGAAAAGACAGGAGAAUCUGAAACAGGAGCAGAAAAUCCAGAAGGGGAGAGGCAGCCACAGAUCCACAGCAUCAACGAUAUUUUGACAACUUCACAAACACUGGCUGUAGUACCACUAACCCCAGAGAUUGUGGACACCUUACCACAGACACAAAGGAAUCUUGCAUCUCAUCAGAAUCAUAUCUUCCAAGAACCAAACAUACCGGCUUCAGAGAAUAUCUCUUCCACUCCCCAUAAUCAGACAAGAGAAGGUAUUGACAAACCCAGCGGUGAAGACAGUCGUGGACCAGGAUCUUCUGAAUUUCCAGCUAGUAAACAGAAGUGCUCGGAAUACCCAAGAUACCCUCAAGGAAGCAGCAUUGCAGGAGAACUAGUUAAGGGAGCUUUGUCCGUUGCUGCUUCUGCCUACAAAGCAUUAUUUGCUGGACCACCCGUCCUAGAACAGCCUGCAGCUGCAGAAGAGCGCACUGCCACUCUUCUGUCCAGUCUGUGUGAGAUGGGGUUCUGCGACAGGCAGCUAAACCUGCGCCUGCUGAAGAAACACAACAAUAACAUGGUUCACGUGGUAACUGAAUUGCUUCAGAUCAGUAACAGCGACUGGUACAGCAGUAGAUACUGAACCUUCCUGGUGGAGAAAGGAGUAGUCUUCGUUGCGUAAACUCUGGUUAAACACUACAACAGUAGCAGGCUGCUCCUCAGCUGCUUUCUGUUUGGAAGUGAGACUAAAACUUUGGCUUUUCUCUGAGCGUUUGACUUCUCUUUUUUUUUUUUUUUUUUUUUUAAUGGAAAUGUCAAAUAGUGCUUGUCACAGCAUCUCAUAAAUUGGAGACCAGAAGAAUUUCAACUGUUAUUUGAACCUCGUAGUUAAAUGAGUAGUGUUGAAGUCUCUAAUUUCAUGCUGAAUCCUAUUAUCAGGGAAUCCUGUAGAGUUACUUAAACUUCCACCCAAAUGAAAACUUCCCCUUUUAUUGUGUGUAAGAGGUUUGGGUUGUUAGGUUUUUUUGGGUUUUUUUAGGCAGCUGGAAACUUGUUAUGUUGACUUAUAACAAGCUUUGGAAUAGGAACCAAUGUAAGAAGCUGCUGUAAGAUGUAGUCUUGCCUAAUUUACAAGAGAUGCCCACAACUAGCAAGUUGUUUCUUCUGAUAUGAGUUAGUAAUUGAUUUGUCCAAUGCAUGAUAGUAAUGUAAUAGAUUUAAAACUUACAAAUGAUUCUUACAAGAAAAAGUUUGCUCAUACAUGAAAAAAAGUCUUGAACCAUCAAACAACUUCUGAGAAGUCUGAAAGUGUAACCGCUGUUAAACUGAUGAAUAUCAGGAAAGUGAUUUUUUUCUUGUAGCAGAAUGAAGCAGGAGAGUGAAUUUACCAGCAGCAAUUGAGUCACAUCUAGUAAUGAUUGUGCAAAACAUCUGCCUAAUGGGAAAAUAUAGCCCACAUACAAUAUUCUGUUAAAAAUGGAGUGUAAGGGUAGGAAAGGCCUUUCUAAGAAUCUCCACAGACUUUUUGUAAAAAAAAAAAAAAAAAAAAAAAAAAGUUAGAUUUGACCACUGUUUUCAGUAUAGUGUAAACCUCUUACUCUGUUAAUACCACAUAGAAGAAUGGAGGAAUGUGUAGAAACUCAGACCUGGAGUACAAACUCUGGUAAUGUUUAGGAAUGGAAAGAGUGCUUGAGGUAGGGAUUGUGUGAGUUAAUGCGUUUUUCAAACUAUAAUUUAACUUAAGCACUUUUAAGUGUACGUACAGUCUUUUGUGAUGGUUCUAGCUGCUCCUGUGUUUCCAUAGACACAUCUGUAGGAUUCAUGUUUCUCACAAGAUUUUGCUUCAGAUGCCCGUAUUUAAUUUGGAAAUCUAAGAAUUCCCUUCUAAAUGUGCUGAGAGAGAUUUGAUUCUGAAGAAUCAGAAACGAACUACAUACACUGCUGUGCAGUGGUGUAUCCAUAGAUAACUCUUCAGAGUCCAGUCCCUCUGAAGGUGACGGCAGUGUUGGUUACGUUCUUACUUCCAAGCAAACUUUUUUCCUUGCUGCAGUAAGAGACCAUUGAUUCUAAAAUAUUUUCUAGUGCUGCUGCUUCGAACUAAGGUGUUCCUCUUUUGUCACAACGUUAGCUGAAGAAGUAGCAGUAUUGUGACUGACCAGGUGAUCAGUAGUAGUAAUUUUUUUAAGAGACGUAAUACACUUAGAGAUAAGAUACCAUUCAAAGAAUUAAAGAAAAAAAAAUGUAUCAUACCAUUUUUGUUUUAAACCUAUUUUUAUAGAUUGUGGAAGAUAUACUCUUAAAUGUUUAUUUUGAAAUACAGUAGAACUAUUUUGCAGUGUUUCCCAUCUCUCUGUACACCAGUACAGCUGUCUGCUGUGGACCAGAUAAAGAUCCUUCUGUAACUUGAAACUGCUGGUUUUUUCCCCACAUUAACUUGUGUGUACUGUUUUGAGUACUUCUUGGCUUAUGCCUCUCUGGAACAGGGAGGAGGAAAGGACGGUGAAGUGCAGUAGCUGGUGGAACUCUUAAGUGUAGUGUGGUUCCUGCGUUGAUCUGGACCACCCAGCAGGACACAUGUUCUUUCGGUGUGUACGUUCGUACGUAGCAUGUUGAUGAGUUCUAUACACUAACGAAACACUAAAAUGGAGGAAAGGACACUUCAUUGCAGAUUGAAAUGUGAAGUGUGAAAUGCUGUUUUCUUUAGAUUACUUUUUACUAGGGUUUAGAUAAUGUAUGCUCAGGCUUAAGAUAGAUAUAUUUCUGUUGGCUUUGUAUAUUUUGUUAAUGGAUGCAUGGUAUAAUUUAUAAUAUAUUCUAUAGUGCAGACGUGA